This is a messenger RNA of Echinops telfairi (small Madagascar hedgehog), 2712 nucleotides long. RefSeq names its product semaphorin 7A (John Milton Hagen blood group) (gene SEMA7A). Gene Ontology annotation, biological process: positive regulation of axon extension; positive regulation of cell migration; regulation of inflammatory response. Gene Ontology annotation, molecular function: chemorepellent activity; semaphorin receptor binding; integrin binding. Bases 1 to 2121 code for a protein of 706 amino acids. The transcript has 15 exons. Lineage: Eukaryota; Metazoa; Chordata; Mammalia; Afrosoricida; Tenrecidae. Gene Ontology annotation, cellular component: external side of plasma membrane. The record is from RefSeq and is a predicted model, not a curated record.
AUGGCCCUUGCCCCCGCCCCCACCCCAGGUCCACAGAGGAGGAAACGCAACUCCACAGGGCCCAGCAUGUUCCUGGACACAGCCGGGCAGCCACCUGGCCGCCAGAAAGAACGGGAGGCGGCUGCCUUCCCGCCCACGACCGCCCUUGCCCCCGGAGGCCCCCCCCCCUUCCGGGUGCAUGCAGGUCUGAGUGAGCUGGAUCUGGGCUGGAUGGCCUGGUACUGCCUUCACUUCCAGGCAGCCCUCCUUCUCCCGCACCCCCAGCCCCGCUCCAAGGACCUGCAGGAACAAAGCAACCUUUCAUGCCGAGGAGGCCAGGACCGAGUGGACUUUGGCCAGCUGGAGCCACACACGGUGCUCUUCCAUGAGCCGGGCAGCUCCUCCGUGUGGGUGGGUGGCCGAGGCAAGGUGUACAUCCUUGAUUUCAACGAAGGCAAGAAUGCCUCCCGGCGCAUGGUGAACAUAGACCCCACCAAGGGCGCUUGUCAGGGCAAGCAGGACUGUGAGAACUACAUCACCCUCCUGGAGAGGCAGGCCCAUGGCCUGCUGGUCUGCGGCACCAACGCUCGGCGCCCCAGCUGCUGGCGCCUGGUGAAUGACAGUGUGGAGCCCCUUGGCGAGAAGAGGGGCUAUGCGCCCUUCAGCCCGGAAGAGAGCUCCUUGGUCCUAUUUGACGGGAAGGAGGUCUACUCCACCAUCCGGAAGCAGGAAUACAACGGCAAGAUCCCCCGGUUCCGCCGCAUCGAGGGCGAGAACGAGCUGUACACCAGCGACACCGUCAUGCAGAACCCGCAGUUCAUCAAGGCCACCAUCGUCCACCAGGACCAGGCCUACAAUGACAAGAUCUACUACUUCUUCCGGGAGGACAAUCCUGACAAGAACCCCGAGGCCCCGCUCAACGUGUCCCGAGUGGCCCAGCUGUGUAAGGGGGACCAGGGCGGUGAGAGCUCCCUGUCUGUCUCCAAGUGGAACACGUUCCUGAAGGCCAUGCUGGUCUGCAGUGACGCCUCCAGCAACAAGAACUUCAACAGGCUGCAGGAUGUUUUCCUGCUCCCCGACCCCAGUGGCCGGUGGGCGGACACCAGGGUCUACGGCGUCUUCUCCAACCCCUGGAACUACUCGGCCGUCUGUGUGUAUUCGCUGGGUGACAUCGACAGAGUCUUCCGCACCUCCGCGCUCAAGGACUACCACCUGAACCUUCCAAACCCUCGGCCGGGCAAGUGCCUCCCAGACCACCAGCCGAUCCCCACGGAGACCUUCCAGGUGGCUGACAGCCACCCUGAGGUGGCGCAGCGAGUAGAGCCCAUGAGCCCCCAGAAGAUGCCACUGUUCCACUCCAAGUACCACUACCAGAAAGUGGUCGUGCACCGCAUGCAGGCCAGCCACGGGGAGACCUUCCGAGUGCUCUACCUGACCACAGACAGGGGCACCAUCCACAAGGUGGUGGAAUCGGAGCGGAGCCCGGCCUUCAACAUCAUGGAAAUCCAGCCCUUCCGCCGCACUGCGGCUAUCCAGGCCUUGACCCUGGACUCUCGGCGGUGGAAGCUGUAUGUCAGCUCCCAGUGGGAGGUCAGCCAGGUGCCCCUGGACCUGUGUGAAUUCUACGUCGGGGGCUGCCACGGCUGUCUCAUGGCCCGAGACCCCUACUGCGGCUGGUCGCAGGGUGGCUGCUCUUCCAUCCACAGUGCCCAGAGGUUCUCCAUGCUGCAGUCCGUUAACCUCACUGAGCCACACAAAGAGUGCCCCAACCCAAAGCCAGACAAGGCCCCAGUGCAGAAGGUCUCUCUGGCCCGGAACUCACGCUACUACCUGAGCUGCCCCAUGGAGUCCCGCCAUGCCACUUACUCGUGGCGCCACAACAAGACGGUGGAGCAGAGCUGUGAGCCCGGCCACCCGAGCCCCAGCUGCAUCCUGUUCAUCGAGAACUUCACAUCCAGGCAGCACGGCCACUACCUCUGCGAGGCCCAGGAGGGCUCCUACUUCCUGGAGACCCAGCACUGGGAGCUGCUGCCCAGCGAGGGUUCCACAGCCGAGCACCUGAAGGGCCACACUGGCACCCUGGCCGUCUCCUUCUGGCUGGGGGUCCUGCCCACCCUUGCCCUCGGCUUGCUGGUCCACUAGGGUCUCCUGGACCAGGCUGCUCCGGGAAUCUCUCACUCGCAGAGUCGGCCAGCCCUCCCGGGCUCCUCGCGCCUGCCUCUCCCAGGGGACCGCAGGCCCCAUGAGGUCCUGGGCCUGGAGCUGGCCAGCCGCGGGCGGCUGCUGGGCCUCAGUGCUGCGGGAGGUGGUGGGGUCAGAGCAUGAACGCGCCCCUGUGGAGCUGGGCUGAGGCCUUGUCCCCUGGAGAAUGUGUGUCAGACUUGACUGAAAGAGCAAUACUGAGCCUGAGAUCCUGUGGCCAGAGAUGGGGGGGUCCGGGUAAAAAAGGGCUCUGGGACCCUCAUCUCUGGACAUGGGGGCUGAGGUUUGAGUCUUUCUGGACUCUCUGUAUCACGCCCAAAUUGUGCCCCCCUGUCCCCGAAUGACUGGGGGUAGCUGAAGGCCCAGGGCUGCCUCUGCUAGCCCUGGGGACAGGCCUGGUGUGGGGCCAGCUCUGGGUCCCCUGGGUCAGCCUUGCAUGUUUAUUGAAGGAUGUUUGCUUUCCGGACAGAAGGACGGAAAAGGCUCUAUUUUUAUGUUAGGCUUAUUUCAUGUGUAGCAUCUGUAUGAAAA